Ixodes scapularis (black-legged tick) is the source of this 2824-nucleotide messenger RNA. RefSeq lists its product as uncharacterized. The record is from RefSeq and is a predicted model, not a curated record. The coding region runs from base 272 to 925 and encodes 217 amino acids. NCBI's taxonomy places the organism in Eukaryota, Metazoa, Arthropoda, Arachnida, Ixodida, Ixodidae. The transcript has 3 exons.
AAAAAGUGGGCAGGCUGAAAACCACUGUGGUGACUCUGGUUCUAGAACACAAAUUAUUAAAAAUGAAACACUAUUAUAGAGUAACUAAUGUGCGCUAAAAUUAUAAUUGAACAAAAUUAAUGGUGGCCUAGUGUUUUGACGUUUUUAUUUUGGCUGGCGCGCUGAUAACCAACCCAACAACUGCAACAACCGCCGAACCGCUCGCCGCUCGCUUUCGAUUUGAUCAGGCUUAACUCGGAAUGCGCAUCUUCUUCGGGUCGUCCCGUUAUCGAUGAUUCUAUUCGGCACCCUCAGAGACUUUCUGCUGGAGGUGGUGCUCGAGUACUGCCUCUUCCUGCCUCUCGAUGCCUGGGCCAAGCAUGCCAUCAAGACGCACAGGUCCGAAUCCGAGCGGCACCACAUCUGGCGCUCGGAGGCGCAGCUUCUGGCGGUGGCGUCGGCACUGCUCUUUGCGUGGAGGCAAACCGUGCCAUGGUGCCUGGGGUCGCUCACCCUGGGCUGCUACCUGUCCAGCCGCGGUUCCAGCCCCAGCCAGCUGCUGAACAAAACCGCGUCCGACGUCGGCUGGCUCUGGCUGGAGAGCACCUCGGGCCUCGGAGCGGCGGUUGACGGCGGCUUGCGGAAGGUGUUUCCGCAGCGUUGGAACCUGGACCAAGCCACCGCCGUGGUACUGGGAGCGAUCCGCGGUGCGGCCGUCGCGGGCUUCCGGUCUGCGCUCCGCGGCAUCUCGCGCUGCCGUCUGGCGGUGGUCCACUGGCGGACCGACGUCUGGGAGGCCUACGUCCACCACACGGAUGCCCUGAGCGUUCCCGCAGAGCAGAGGGGCGCUCCGCCGCGGCUGACGCGGAGAGCCACCUUCUCCGGCGUCGUGGAUCGGCUUGAAGUCACCGACAGGGUGCCACCGGCGGAAAACGUUCCAAGAUGAACUCCGACGGGACCCGCGCGGUAUCGUCGUGAAACAAAAGAAAAUUGAGACGUUCUUCUAUGUUUACGAGUCGAUUGUAAGGCCGCGGUGCUGUGGUGUACCACCUGUGUAGCUGCAGGGUUUCGCCACGGAUUCUUGUGAUGUCUUGACUGGAGUCUUAGCCGACGUAGAUGGCAAGUUCGUCGUUAUCUUUAUCGAGGUGACUUAAAAUUGUGUCCCUGUUUUGGAUUUUUUUUUUCUAUUGUCUGUUGCAGGUUAAAAAGAGAACACUACUUGGAAAAUUUUAUUUUUUAACCGCUAGCUUCGAAAUUAGCUGGGUAGGUUGGUAAUCAUAUAGAGGAGCAGCGUGGAAAGUGUCACCUCUAUAGACCAGUUUUGUGAGGUUCUACAGAGGUACAGCAUCUCUUAGUAUGAGCUGUGUCUGAUUCAAGAACCUAUCAUUCAAAAAUAGUGCUAAGAAUCAGCUCUCAUUUAUCAGCUCUCAUUCUGGAGGUAUUCAUACUAGUCUACAGUCAGGUCAUAUGAAAAGAAAUGUCAGCAAUUAUGCAGGACUACUUAAGCUUCUUCCACAAAGCCCAUCUCACCUUCCACUUCAACAGAGCAAACGCUAAGGGGGAAUGGGCGAGCAGACGGGCUUGUCCUUCGAACCUGCAAGAGGCUAUAGUGCUGCAUGGCUGCACACUGCUGUGCUGCACAGUGCAUCAAGACUGCAUACAGGAAUUCGGUACCAAUGAUUCGAGCUUGACAAUUCUUGCCUUUGAAAUCAUCUUGGGACUAUCGGUGUCCACGACAUUUGCGCAUCUUGCUGUCUCUGUUGCUAGCUGUCGUGCACUCUCUGGCCUGUGGCGCUCGCAAACCGUAAAUGGGCACCUAUGGUACCUCAUCCCUCAAAUACAGCUGUCGGGGAUGUCUACCAACUUGAACAACCUGGAAUUGUCAGGGAAUUCCGCAGCAUCUGGAAAAGCGUGAUCGAACGGGAACAACCCGAACAGCCGCCACAACCCCAUCCUCUCUUGUAAUGGUCGGGGAAUUUGAUCGAAAUAUUUAGGGAAAGCCUGGAAAAGGUGGGAGAAUUUGAGCGAAGCAACUAUGUAGAAACCCUGGCCAAUAACUUUAUCGAGGUAUUUGACCGGCCGUCGCCCGUGCAAACAACUACACCCGGUGUGAAUUGCGAAGUGCACGAAAGAGGGAAGUUUUGAUGACUUUGAGAAACGGACUAUGGAAUUCAUACUUCCGACAUCGCUGUCUUUUUUUUUUUUUUUUGUGAAAAAUGGAGUUGUGGGGUAUUACAUCUUGUCGACAUCAGUUUAUUUAAACGGGCCGGAGUCGGGUGCUCUUGAUCUACUGGAGCACAAUUUUUAAAGACGCCGCUUCUUGAGUAAAGCCUGCGAACUAGUGUUUUUUUUUGUUUAGCUGUACAGUUAUUUAUACAAGUUUGUAACGCACAAUCAUGCCAUUCAUAUCACACUUACAGUAGGCUAGUCCAGUACCGAUUCUUGGGAAUGCGUAGAGGGCUUAUGCCAUGAGCUGGUAAAACAUGAAGGGACAGGACAUUCUUUUUAUGCCUUAUAUGACUGUCUUUAAUACUGGACAGCUUUCCAAAAUGACUAAAUGAGAGAGAUGUGGAUGCCUUCAGGUGAUUGUACUUGCAUGCAACCAUAACUGACCACCACUUUGUUUUUAGUUUUUUUUUUUGUUCGAGUUUUUAUGUUUGGCCACUCUAUCUAGAGCCACGUGUGUCAUUUUGGAGUUUCCUACCGUCAUUGUGACUCCUAGAAAGAAUACUACAUUUUGUCCAUUUCACAUUGAUCAUUACGUGUGAAAAUCAUAAUUACUGUUUUGUCCUGGGUUUUGUUAGUGUUUUCUGCAUGAAAACAAAUAAAAGUGGCUUAGACAGUU